This is a messenger RNA of Ornithodoros turicata, 9262 nucleotides long. RefSeq names its product SCY1-like protein 2 (gene bma). Bases 145 to 2175 code for a protein of 676 amino acids. NCBI's taxonomy places the organism in Eukaryota, Metazoa, Arthropoda, Arachnida, Ixodida, Argasidae. The transcript is spliced from 17 exons. Gene Ontology annotation, molecular function: ATP binding; protein kinase activity. The record is from RefSeq and is a predicted model, not a curated record. Gene Ontology annotation, biological process: protein phosphorylation.
AUCCUUCGGUUCAGCGUCCGUCAACUGGACCGUUUCAAGCACCCCAAGCUACUCACACUCUAUCACCCCAUCGAAGAGGCAAAUGAGACGCUGGCUUUCGCGACGGAGCCAGUGCUGGGCAGUCUGGCGAACAUCUUGGGCUGCAUGGAGGACCGUCUCCCGCAGAAUUUGCCUUCCGAAGUCCGAGAUUAUCAGUUUCUCGACAUGGAGAUCAAGUACGGGCUACUGCAGUUGACUGAGGCUUUGUCCUUUCUCCACUAUUCGUGCAAAUUGAUUCACCGGAACCUGUGUCCCCAAUCGGUGAUCGUCAACAAAAGAGGCACCUGGAAGUUGGCUGGUCUCGAAUUCACCGAGAAAUGCAACGAGAACGACCUACUUAGCCCCGUAAGCUGUCAGCCAUUCACGUCGAAGCUUCCGAAGAUGGGUCAACCAGACUUAGACUACACGGCCCCCGAAGUUCAAGCCACUUCGGCCUGUUCGCCCCUGUCCGAUAUGUUCUCUCUGGGUCUCCUCAUCUGUUCUGUCUUCAACGGCGGACACUCCGUCAUUGAAGGAAACCUCUCCACAACCACCUACCACAAGCAGCUAGAGCUGCUGGAAAGCAGUGUUCAUAAUAUGCUGGACAGGGUACCACAUCAUCUUCAAGAACCCCUUCAAGGAUUGUUGCAAGUAGAUCCCAGGAGAAGGCCAAAUGCACAAAACUUCUCGAUGAUCAAAUACUUCAUGGACCCGGCGGUGCAUGGACUCCAGUACCUGGAUGUGAUUCAGAUGAAAGAUUCUACGCAUAAGUCCCACUUCUACCACAGUCUCAAAACAACGCUGCCCAACAUCCCCAAGAAACUGUGGUGGCAGCACGUGCUUCCGUCACUGAAGAUGGAGCUUCAGUCGCCGGAAGUGCUGGCCGCGGCGUUACAGCCCCUUCUGUUCAUAAUUGAAGAGAGCACCACGGAAGAGUACCAGUCCAUCAUCCAUCCCGUCUUCAAGGCCGUCUUUGGAAUGCCCAAAUCGGUUCAGGCCACGGUAACCCUUCUAGAAAACCUCGAAGUGAUCCUGAAGAAGACACCUAAAAAUGAAAUCAAAUCCGACGUUUUGCCUAUGCUGUACAACUCAUUUGAUUCUACAACGCCACAGAUACAGUGUGCAGCAAUGCACGCCAUUGCGCAGAUUGCUGACUACCUCGAGGAGACCGCUGUUCGCAAGAUGGUCCUUCCAAGGACUAAACAAGUCUUUGAAAAUAACUCGGGGAUUAAGGUGCAAGCGAACGCGUUGACGUGCAUAGAAAAGAUUAUCGAUAAACUAGAAAAAACGGAUAUCCUGGACGAGGUGUUACCCAUGUUGGGAAAGGCCAAGUUGCAAGACCCGGCUAUAUUGAUGCCGGUAGUUAGGAUAUACAAGCACAUGCUGAGCGACAAACGGUAUGGGCUGACAGUGAAUCUGCUCGCGACAAAGGUCAUGCCGGCUCUGAUCCCAGUCGUAGUUAGUCCUGCUCUGAGGCUCGAUCAGUUUGCCAGCCUUAUAGAGCUCUUGCAAGAAAUGUUGGAGCAUGUGUCCAGGAGUCAGCGGAACAAGCUCAAGCUUGAGAAGCUGUCCAUACCUUCGACAGACAUCGAACUGUCGCCGGACGAAGCUGAACAUCGACUGAUUCACCCACCGGAUAGGCUUCCAGUGCAAAUGCAAUACACAAUGGAGCAGCCCACGGGAUACCCUCAUCGCCCUCCUUCCUUAAGACUCGAAUCGAGACGCACUUCCAUCAGCAUGGAUGAUGUGGUUCGAAGAACGUGCAGUUCAGCUUCGUCGUCACCAGAUUCCAACUUGCUACGAGUGCAGGCAACUUUACCAGGGCGGAGGCACUCGGACAACACGAUCCAGCCCCCUCGGAUCCUGGUGGCCCCCUGUUCCCCAGAGGGGACUGUAAGCUACACCCCGGGAGGCCUCCCCAUCCGCAGGCACUCCAGUGUCGGGACGCAGGACUCGCGUUUUUCGGGACUGUUCAGCUCGCCCAAGAUAACGAGCCCCAACCUGGGUGUGGAUUUCUUCAACUCCAGCCGAGCCAACAUGAGACGCUACUCGGCUGCCGCUGUCUGCGGUGCCGGAUUGCCCAACGCCGCCAAUCAGGCUUCUAGCUUCCUGCAGCAAAUUGGCUCUGGUGUUUCGCAGCUGUUCUCCAGCAAGUAAAGCAAUGCCCGUAAGCUCCAGUCGGAGGCGGCCCUAAACAACUGCCCAGGAGAAAUCGGACAGCAUCCCGAGUCCCGAGAUUGCGAACAAACUCGAUGCCGACCUAUCUGCGAUCCUCGAACCCACCUCGGCACCCCUGGACACCACCUCAAGGCCUCCCUCCGCGUAUUCGUCGACUACUUGCCAAAGCCACAACCAGCCCCGCGUUGCCUUUCGCCUCAUGUCGCCGAACUAGCAAUACUACUUCUGGGCUUGUGACACCCGUCAUCUUUCUUGGAUUGCUAGUGACCAAAGACGUCAUCCCUGGUAUAUGUCAGUGUGUUGUGCCUCUGCUCUUUGAGUAGUAUAGAAUAGCGUACGGUGGUAUCUGCGGCUAACGGUGUUCCUCUCAUCCUGUGUCACGUCUUACCGAAGCGUAUAUGAACGGCACACCAUAGGCUGUAACUGGUGUGACAUAUAGGUUCUUAAUCUCUAUCUCUCCCUCUCUGCUAGGGCACUUCUAAAGUUCUCAUUAGAACACUUAUCAGGUAACAUUCAAGUAUUACCACCAUCCAUGGCACAAGUAUAUACACCAUGUAGCCACAGUUAAUCUAUGCUGUACAAAAAGACGCGGGAACGGGAACGCGCUCCGCGAAAGAAACCGGAAAUUGCGACUUGUGACAUCACUCCCGCAUCUCUCAUUCAUAUCGCCUUUAUAAGUCACAACCCUUCUGGUGGAGUGUGAAUAAACAAGGGGGGGAGACAGAGCGGUCGGAUGAAAAGGGCAGCGUUGUUUCCUCCGUCGUGAUGUCUACCCAGUGUCGCUAAGCAAUGCAACAAUUAUAUAUUCCGUAUUCAGCGGAAUAGUGCAGUUUCGUAAUGGUGGGCUCCUAGCGAAGUAGCAUCACUAUUACUCCAAUGUAAGGAGGAAGGAAGACAACGUCUUUCGGCCAUUUUGAAGAUUAAAGACGGGAGUUUUCUGUCAAACACGUUGCUUACCCAUGUCAGCACAACGCUCAUGAGUUUUUGUUUGUUUGUUUUUGUUUUCCAUAUUUGCAUACUGAAGGUGUGGUAUAGUGAAGCGUUCAUAAAAAAAAAACUAUUUUUAGUUGAACAUCUGAAUGCAGGUGGAAUUCAAAGAUAGCACCGGAUCCAAUUUGAUAUUGUGAGAAGCAUUUAACCGAGAACAAGCCAGACCCUAAAUUUAAUAUAAAGUACUUCCUCUCAUUUAUAAAAGGUGUCUCCUUGGGAGACAGCUAUCAGUAGGCUACCAUCAUCGAGGCAAUAAUGAACUUUGACAUUUCAGCUUCCCUUCCUCCUUACAACUAGAAAUAAAUCUGCUCGCGUUGCUCAUGUGAACAUCCUUACUUCUUCUCUUCAGCACCAUAUGAAAGACAUCCCUGUCGCUCAAAUUAACUGAGAUGUUAUUCCUCCUCUGUCUGCAAUCGCUAAAACUACUAAGCCACGGCAGAUAAACAAGCAAUGAGGGAAAAUGCAAAGCAACGCAAAUUGCUAACUUAUAUUGUGAAUGUGUUGAUUUUUUAUAUGUUUCUGUCUGACACUGUUUGUGCUGCAAUUGUCUUGGGGGAAAAUAAUGACGAUGGCCAUGAGUCUAUACAGCUUUCUCUCUCUCACAAUAGCUACGUUUUCAUCGAUUCUGCGCAGUACUCCGAUUUCAAAAUUACGUUAUAUAACGCACGAAGAUUAUAGUUAGGGUUGAUUCCAUCCGUGACGCAUGAACACGUGACACAGUGGGUGCACACAAAGAAGAAGUCACGCAGGCAUUAUGCAUACCCAUUCCACCUUGUCAAACCUCAACAAUUAUCCAGUCAUUAUUGGAGAUAUACCUUUAACCCAUAACAUGCAAGAUAUAGCCACAUGAGGCAGAGAUUGAUACGAGUGUACAGAUAUUACGUUAUAUACCCAAUCACAAUGUCCUUUUCUAUGCCCUUAGGUCCCAUACUGAUUGACCCCCCUGCCCUCCCUUUCCAACGACGUUGUCUGCUUGAGAAUGUCCCCCUUUGUGAGUACUUUUUUUCCCUAGUGUAGAUUCGACUUGAAUGGUGUACGGCCUGCGUGUUUCCGUUAUCGUGACAGAGCUCUAUGCAAGCGUGCUUUAUGUACAAAUGACUAACCUGAAGUCCGCGUUGUUUAGCCUUCAGACGUUUUCUCCUGAUCUGACAUCCGAUGGGUCCUCCUCUCAACCGUGUUUGUCAUAAAAUUGUAUGCCCUUUAACGCGCUUUAUUCGGAGAGUUGGUGUUUCGGCCUGUAUUCGACGUAUCUGACAAUCCUUGCAUGGAUGUAACGUAUCUAGAAGGUGUCUAGAGUCCGAAGCCCGAAAAUGAAAGCCAUGUUUCUUUCGCGUUCACUGCUGCCCUCCAAGGUGUGGAAUCUUCUGAGGUUAAUCAAAAAUGUGCCGCUUGCCUGAAAUCUCGAGACGCUCCGCAGACAUCUCGUACUGGCAGUGUCGCCGGCAGAAACUUUGGACAGAACGCCUGUAGUGAACAACAACAACAUGACAUAGAGCAGAAGAACGCAAGAGGACAAGCAGGUCCAAUUGCUCGUCGCCAAAAUGUGGCGUAGAAGAUGAACAGCCUUUAUUACAAUGAUGUCGACGCAUAUAUCCAGGUGGUUGGAUGCUAAUGACGAUGAGGAUUAACAUGACAAACAUGUGGCGACACCACAACGCCCAAGUACAGCGCACCAGGGCCAUAACGGAGCCGUAGAACGGUGACGUGCUCUGUGCCUGGCAGUGUCGCUUUGUGCGACACUGUCGGUGGAAGAUACUCGCAGGGCGCCUUGAGAUUUCUGACAAGAAUGUCGCAAGCAGUGCAUCCCUUGUUACAGACUGUUUGAAUGACAGCUCCGCCAUAUAACACAGAGCUUUCUUUACAUUAGGUAAGAGUGCAUGGAGCUCGCGCGAUUGGCAUUUGUUAGCUUAUUGGUGCAUAUCCGGAGGAAGCUCACGCAAUGAGAAAUUUGGUCGGGACUGCGCUGUCAUGUCAAAUGCAUAAUGACGAUUGUGAUCACGCGAACGAAGAUCAUCAAUCAGAAGUAAGAUAGACGCGGAAUUUCGGGAUACCAUACAUUUUACAACUAUACUUACAAGACGGACAUUGGUCAUUGUGUAUGAUAUUGUUUUCACAAACAUGAUAAGGUGUGGCCUUUUCCCCGUGUUUCACACAUUUGACGUCAUUGAUAAUGAAAUUGUACAGUAUAAUCACGGUCUAGAACACCUCCAGUACUACAAAAUACCCAGGUAUGAUAAAUGUGAAAUUUUUUUUUAGCUUCAAAUAGUACAAUAAUACAAGGCCAGUUUCGUCACGCAACCAACGCGAACACUGCAGCUUUACUUUUCAGGUACAUUUCUGUUUUUCACCUCUCGAAAAAAAAAAAAAAAAGAAUGUCCAAUCACAAAUAAUUACAUCGUGUUUGAAGCUCCCGCAUGGGUGGUGCACACAGCCUGCGACUAAGCGUCGUUUAGAGCGCCCCCUGUUGACCACUACUCCAACUUCAACUUGCUGGAAGAUGUCCGGUGUCACCGCUAAUGACAACAACUUGUACGCAUCCUUUUCAGCCACGGUUUUAAAUAGUGUCAUCCCGCGAGCGCAUGACAUACGCAAGAAACCUUUACCGUCGUGUUGUGUGGUGAAACACCCCGCUCAAGUGGCGACAUAUUAUAGUCUGUAAACUGAGAAUGGCAACGAACUCGUGCAUCAAAAGCAAGAGCUGUGGGAAGUACGUCAUUGGACCGGGCUAGAGUCACUAAAUAGGCUUCGCUUCAGGGUAUCGACACUGAGGUCCAAGUGAGAGCAGCAGCGCCAUCUUGUUUCCGCACCACACCGGUAUCAUCCCCAUUUGAGGAUCAAAGAUGGCUGACAUAAAGCUCCCUGUCGGAUAGAGAAGCGUGUAUGAUUGUUGUGCGAUAAUCCAUGUAUUGUCGACCAGAGCGUUCCGAGGAUGUCAAGGUGAGCUCGAAGCCGUCAACUGCUGCUUGCAAACGAGAGGAACAUUUCACCCGCGAACGAUAGAUGGCAUCGUGCGCUAAAGUGCGCAUUGCGCGUGCGUAGCGUGGCGCGAAAACAAGAUGGCGCAUGCUCGCUCUUGGAACUCAGUGUCGAUACUCUGAAGCGUAUAGCUUAUUUAGUGACUCUAGUGGGCUCUAGACCGGGCGCAUUACACCGGAAGUCGGUGUGAUGUCAUUUGUGCAGUGACGUCUUGCCAUCUUCUUUCCUUUGGAAAACAUUCACUUUUGUCUCCGCGCGCUCAUGAAAGAAAGAUUUGCCUGUUCGAAGAUAAGUUUCGUGCCAGCAGUUGUGUGUUUUGUCGCAUAAUGUGGCGCUGUGUUACAAGUACAACACGUGAGUAUAAAAAAAAGAAAGAAAACAAAACGAAUUAAUCUCGUUAUCAGGCCACACGAUUUGUUGGCGCAAUACUUCGAUGAUUAUAAGCAAAAAAAGUGUUCAAACUAUAGACAUUAGCAUUGAAUGCCACUGUCCCAUACUACUAAGUAACAUGACGUCGAAUCUGGCGUCGCUUGUUUACUGACCAAUGUGUCGUGAUGAAAGCUAAUCGAGUCCAAACUAAAUAAAUCGAGGCCGGCGAACCAGCGUAUCUGCUAUUCAAUGGUUCCUAUCUCCAAGUGCUUUAUGCUGCGUUGCCGAGAAGGAUGACAUUACAAAUGUCAGCCUUUUUUUUUUUCAAGCUGCUUCACAGCUUUUUUGUUUCAUCUCCACAUGAAAAAUAUGAAAAUAAACUAAAUUUAAUUUAAUUCAAAAAUGCAUGUUAUAAAACAUCCUCUAAAUAGUCCUCCUCUAUAAGUCAUCCUCUAAAAUCACCCACUGCGCCACCAUAGGUAACGCAUCAGAGUAACGCCUCGUCGCAUUCAUUGAUAACUCGCACAACUACUGGUACGACACUGAACAGGGAAUAGCCCUUAUACAUGCUUUCUUGUUGGGCCAUCAUGAAUAGUUGAGGAGGUCAACGAAAAGGAGUGCAGCCUAAAAUGUGCCACAAAAGAAUUUUGGCUGAAACCGAAACCGAAACCACAUACAACGCAUUAUUAUAACUAGGAACAUUUAUACGUGAGAAAUUGCAGUGGUAUUUAAUCCUAACCACAACUGUAAGCAGGACACCUGUGUCACGGUAACGAGGUCCAAGUGGAAACUAUUUAGGAGAGAGAUCCGCAAAAUUUUGGAUACGAAAUUUAUUUGAGUGACUUUUAACCUAAAUUUAUUUAUUUAUUUUGAUUUACUAAUAACUACCUAAUUAAUAAGUAGGCUAUUAAAUGAAUUACGUCAGCUGAAUUAGUUUCAUCCUACGCUAUAUAACGUCAAAAUGGUGUAUGGCAGCCACACAAACAAUCAGGAAGACAUAAUUUCUACAUCAAAGAACGGUUCACGAAAAUCACGAAAAUAUGUAGAAUGUAUAUAGAUAUAUGCAAGAAAUUGUAGUAGUGUCACUUAGUAGUGUCGAAUCCGUAUAUAACGAAUUCGAAUGGAAUCAAAAGAUAGCUUAGUAAAUGGAAAAGUGUGUAUACAUAGAAACAUGCUUCGCUGUCAGCGGGUGUUGAAGCGCUGUUUUGAUGGUUCGAUAUGAAGAAAAAUUCGGAACACUCGGAUUCGAUAUAAUCGAUUUCGACCAUAUGGUUAUUUUCACACUUUUGGCUCAUUGCUCUCUUUCGCUGACCUCCUAUGAGGGUCCGACAGGAAAGAUGUAAUGAGCGUCAUUAACCCCCGACAUAUCGUAAGCUUGAAUCGUUAAUGUCUCGUUGAAAUGUCUAUCUCUGUUGGAUAACCCCCGGGAAACUCGUUCUGGUUUCGAACCAAGAACUCGCAGGUCUAUACAAUGAUGAUUGUUAUAAGAAAAGUAAUGUGCACUCCUUAUCCUAACAGCAAACAGGCUUCAUGUUGUGCCUGUUAUCGAAAGAGGCUACCCGAUAAUAUUACUGGCAGUAGACAUUGCCAGAUGAGCACGUUGGACACCUUCUCUUUAGGUGAAAUGUAGACUACGUUUCUCGAAUGGGAAAAAAAAAUAAUGUAUUCACACUUUGAAGGAAAGUAUAUCCUUUGUUAAAAAAAUAUACGCCGACAAAAAUAAGCAAUGCUGUACUUCGUGGUGUAACUCCCAAGUUCGAAGCCCUCUCGAAGGCAUAGCCGCUAACCGAAAACCCAAAAAAAAAGAGCGACACUCCGAAAGUCGCUCUCCAACUCUGUGUUUUGUCGAGUGCAUCCUCCUUUGAUUGCUGUGGUGAUGGUGUGGUGAUUUUUUGCAAAUACGUCCCCCGAUUUAUGUGUCCAGAGUCUAUAUAUUAUACAUAUUUGUAAAUAGCGUACGUGUGCCGUUAGUGUGAUCGCCUAUUUUCGGCUUAUUGUUUUCAUCAUCACCGAGAACCUUGUGACGUUUCUUGCUCUGGAGAACUUUAGUCGCAUGGUGAUCUUGUGACGUAGCUGUUGCUCGAUGCUGGUCUGAGAUGUAUUUGUUGGGUGUCUUUUUUCUCAAUACGUUUCAUUGCCAUAUAUGCUAAUUGAUGCGACUACUAUGCAGUGUGGAAAUAGAUGUGCUGGUUUGAGGAAGUUCAUUGUGGUGGAAAGGGCUGUCUCGUGUAUUCACACGUAGUUAAAUCUGGCGCAUGCUGCUGUCGUCUUUACUGCUGCUACUUAGCGGUUUUCCAAUUUCUUCACUGAAUGCUGCCUAUAUACUAAGUUAGCCAUAAAUUACUGCAUACAUAAUUUAAAAGAGAAAAAGUCCUAACUUAAGGUGAAGGUUAAUGUGAGAGUUAGUCACGCAUUUAGACACAAGUAUUAUAACAAAGUACCCGUAUUGUGGUUACGAGUAAAUUUUUCGUAUAUAAGGUGGAAGUUCCAACCCCAUUGAGCUUUAUGUAAAGUGCUGUAGUGGAGAAAAGCUUAAUAGAAGUUAGUAAUAACUUACGAGUUUCGCAUUAUAGUACUAUUUACCUGAUAGGGAAGCUACGAGGUACAUGGAGACGCUUGCUUUACAACUGAUUUAUCCUCCGAUUAGCGGAAACUUCUAGGGCGGUUGUAAACCAUGAUAGUAAGUGUCGACAUGACCGAAGUAUGAUUACCAGUUUCACGUAAUGGUACA